UAACAGUAAAAGCAAUGGGAUCUCUGAGCAGACAGGCCUUCUUCCAGGAACUAGGAUCCGGUUGCUUGCUUCCAACCGUCCAGCAGGGUCUAGAACAAGUAUGGCAGCUUUUACUCAUCUGCCUCAUCUGUAGGCUGUCAUGGAGAUUGGGCCUGCCCUCUUUCUUGAAACACCUGAGUACAGUGGUGGGUGGUUUUUACACACUUUACCUGUUCUUCGAGCUGCACAUGGUCUGGGUGGUGCUGCUCAGCCUUCUCUGCUACCUCAUCCUCUUCUUAUGUCGUCACUCAAGCAGUCGCGGACCCUUUCUGUCCAUCACAAUCCUCAUCUACCUCCUCCUGGGAGAGUUGCACAUGAUGGAUACAACAACCUGGCACAAAAUGAGAGGUUCUCAGAUGGUAGUCGCUAUGAAGGCAGUUUCUCUUGCCUUUGAUUUGGACAAAGGGAUAGUGGAGAAAGUCCCUUCUCCAGUGGAGUUCAUGGGCUACAUUUACUUCGUGGGGACCGUCAUCUUUGGGCCCUGGAUCAGUUUCAACAGCUACAUGGAUGCAGUAGAGAGCCGAAAACUUAGCGUCUCCUGGUUUAUGAAGUCCGUCGUCAGCUGUGUGAAGAGCCAGCUCUGUCUCCUCAUUUCCAACUGUGUUGCACCUUAUCUUUUUCCCUAUUUCAUCCCAGUUUUUGGAAACAAGCUACUCCGAAACAAGAAGCGAAAGAUGAGCUUUAUACUGUUUCUCCUCAUCAGGUGGCUGCAGGCGUACGAGAACAGCCUGUCCUUCCACUUCAGUAAUUACUUUGUGAGUUUCCUCGGUGAGACGACCACCACGCUGGCAGGUGCAGGAUUCACAGAGGAGAAGGACAAUCUGAAGUGGGACAUGACAAUUGCAAAGCCGCUUAAUGUUGAGCUUCCCAGGUCUAUGGUGGAAGUGGUAACGUCUUGGAACCUGCCCAUGUCCCGCUGGCUCAACACCUAUGUGUUUAGGAAGGCUCUCAGGCACGGGAGCUUCACUGCCAUUAUCAUGACACACACAGCAAGCGCUUUGCUUCACGGCCUGAGCUUCCACAUUGGAGCAGUAUUAUUGACCCUAGGCUUCAUAACAUAUAUUGAACAUGUGCUGAGGAAAAGAUUGUCAGCCAUUUUAAAUGCCUGUGUUCUCUCCAAGAGAUGCCCGUCUGACUGCAAACACAGACAUAAAAAGGAGCUGUGGGUGUAUUUAAUUAACGGGACAUUUAGCAUGUUAGCACUCCUGCAUUUGACAUACCUGGGAUCAGUUUUUGGCUCCAGCUCAGAUGACAUGGAUUCUGAUGAGGAUGGCGUCGCCAGCCACACCAUUCAGAAGUGGACUCAGCUCAGCUGGACAAGCCACUGGCUGACCUUCGCCCUGUGGGUUUUCUAUCGCCUUAUCCUAUAAACACAGAUCUGCACAGACGGGGAGACAGGGAGAGGAUAGCAAUAACUGGAUAUUUUAUAUGUGCUUACAGUAGAGCAGUUGUGGGUGUUUACGGUGUCACUGUGAACUCUGGAUGAUCCUGGACUGGAAUUUUUGCAUUAACCAGAACUUUACGAAUACCAGGAUGUUUUGAUGUUUUCUAAACUACCUAAAACCAAGAAGCAUCAAGAAGCAACUUUUUACAGCAAUCCUCGAUAAAUGUGAAAUUUGACUUAUUCAUAGCCAUUGUUGAUGAAUCAAGAUUUUGAUAUGGCUGAAUAAUGAAUCUAGUUAAUGUUUGAUGGUGUAGAAUUAUUACUUCUUACUGUGAAUAGAACUAUUGUCUGAGACAGUCUUGUCUUUCCCAACCAUGUUUCUGGAGGCACACCAACAGUACAUAUUUUAGAUGUCUCCCUUUUCCGACUUAUUCAUUUCAGGUUAUGGAGUCUCUUCUACUGUUGUGAUGAGUUGAUUCAGGUAUGUUUGAUUAGGAAGAGGCUGAAAAUGUGUACUGAUGGUGUGCCUUUAGGAACCGGGUUGGGAGACACUGGAUUAAGAAGUUGUUUCUGAUUUGCUUUAUGACUUUUUUUCAGCUUGAAUUUGUCGUUGAGUUUGAAAGCUUGAGUUUGUUUUUCAAUUCCACUUUAUGCUGAUGCUUUUUCUUUAAAGCACAUAUCAUGUCAUAACAAUGGGGUUAUGUUCAUUAUGCCUGUUAUGUGUGACAAACAUGCAAAAUUAUUUUUUAUUGUCAUUAUUGAGCUCUGAAUGCACAUAUGAUAAGCUUCACAUUCUCUUUAUGUGUAUGAAUCAUUAAAGUGGUGAUAGCGUGAAAUUUGAGACGCUCAAUAUUGAGACAGUAUUAUUAGUGUUUUAUAGUUUCUUAUAUUUAAACAUUUUAAAAAUGUAUAUUAUUCCUGGCUACAAGAAAACAUUCAAGUGUGUAUUUACUUUAAUCUUUGCUUUUUUAUCACCAUUGAUGCUUGUUAGUAAUUAGACUAGUAAUGUUACUGUAUUUAAGGUCACACUGUUUUUAAGUGCCAAACAGAACACUAAGAAUUAAAAUCUGAUUAAUGUCAGAUAGAAUCUAAUAGUACUUUUAUUUACUGUGUUUAGACAUUCAAUACAUUUUUACCUUGUUGUUAA
Molecule: messenger RNA, 2570 nt
Organism: Danio aesculapii
Lineage: Eukaryota; Metazoa; Chordata; Actinopteri; Cypriniformes; Danionidae
Gene: porcn
Product: porcupine O-acyltransferase
Exons: 13
Coding region: 15-1409 (464 amino acids)
Biological process (GO): canonical Wnt signaling pathway; protein palmitoylation; Wnt protein secretion
Cellular component (GO): membrane; endoplasmic reticulum
Molecular function (GO): Wnt-protein binding; palmitoleoyltransferase activity
Source: RefSeq, a predicted model, not a curated record